Jaculus jaculus (lesser Egyptian jerboa) is the source of this 546-nucleotide messenger RNA. Its product is annotated as zinc finger CCHC-type and RNA-binding motif-containing protein 1-like. Gene Ontology annotation, cellular component: U12-type spliceosomal complex. Gene Ontology annotation, molecular function: RNA binding; zinc ion binding. Gene Ontology annotation, biological process: mRNA splicing, via spliceosome. The transcript has a single exon. NCBI's taxonomy places the organism in Eukaryota, Metazoa, Chordata, Mammalia, Rodentia, Dipodidae. The record is from RefSeq and is a predicted model, not a curated record. Bases 1 to 546 code for a protein of 181 amino acids.
AUGAGUGGUGGCUUGGCUCCCAGUAGGAGCACAGUUUAUGUAUCCAGCUUGCCAUUCUCCCUAACAAGCAACGACUUGUACUGGAUAUUUUCCAAGUAUGACAAAGUUGUGAAGGUUACUAUAAUGAAAGACAAAGAUACCAGGAAGAAUAAAGGGGUUGCAUUUAUUUUAUUCUUGGAUAAAGACUCUGCACAAAACUGUACAAGAGCAAUAAACAACAAGCAGUUAUUUGGUAGAGUGAUAAAAGCGAGUAUUGCUAUUAAUAAUGGAAGAGCUGCUGAAUUCAUCCGCAGGAGAAACUACUUUGAUAAAUCUAAGUGCUAUGACUGUGGGGAAAGUGGACACUUAAGUUAUGCCUGCCCCAAAAAUAUGCUUGGAGAAAGGGAGCCCCCAAAAAAGAAAGAAAAAAAGAAAAAAAAAGUACCAGAAGAAGAAAUUGAAGAAGUAGAAGUAAGUGAAGAAGAUGGGGAGGGUCCUGCUCUGGACAGUCUCAGUCAAGCCAUUGCUUUCCAGCAAGCCAAAAUUGAAGAAGAGCAAAAUAGAUGA